Molecule: messenger RNA, 2537 nt
Organism: Cyprinus carpio (common carp)
Lineage: Eukaryota; Metazoa; Chordata; Actinopteri; Cypriniformes; Cyprinidae
Biological process (GO): regulation of RNA splicing
Cellular component (GO): cytoplasm; costamere; nucleus
Source: RefSeq, a predicted model, not a curated record
CCCACUGUAUUCUAAUAUUUAUUUCUGUGGUUUGAAUGCAUUCUCUCUUCUGAGAAUUCACAAUGCCUAAUUGGUUUCAUUAGAGGUGUGAAUGCUCGUCUCCACCCAGAACAACCUGCGUGAGAGGGACUACGCCUUGUACAGGUGGACGUUUUCCAACUUGUAUGAGUCAUAUGGGAGUACAUGUGUGCAUAGUUUAACCCUAUUUUAUAACGAUUUCUUUUGAUUUCCUCCCAUCAAUCCAGAAUUAGGGAGAGGUUUGUUUUUGUUAUGUCACCCUGCCUCCAAUGCAGAACAGUCAGUGAUGCUGAAGCUUUAUGAGGUAUGCAUUUGGCCUGGUUAAACCAGUCGGUCCACUCUUCAAGUGUAUUACUUGCCGCUUGUGAGAAUACCAUAAACAGUGAGAAGAGAACAGAAGUAAGCACAGUGUCAUCCAGUGAAAACUUGUCUUCAGCAUGGCACAUUAUCACUGCUGACACAAGGAUUUAAAAACACACUGGAUACAAGGUUUGAGAUUUGGAGGCUUUUCUUCACUGUAAAUAUAUACUAGUGACAUGGCUCUUCGAAGAAGCCUCUCUGACAGCCUGCUACUUGAAGAUGACAAUGUAUCUGUAGAGGGUUUGGAAUAUACAGACCUGCACUUACAUGAAGAUGAUGAAAUUGUGGGUGCCAGUGGUCGGUUUGAACUACAGAGGAAUGAACAAAAGAAGAAUGAAGCUGUGGACAUUUUAAAGUUGAUUGAUAAUGACAAGGGGAUAACGAAGCAUGGUUUGAAAUCCAGCAAGAGCUUGGAAAGCCUGGAUAUCAAAGCUCCAAAUGAGGUGUGGAAAGAUUCAUAUGACAAGCUCUUCAAUGCUAAAGUCAAGAAAUACAUGAAAGGAAAUAAAACUGUUAAGGAAAACAGACAUGGCAUACACAAUGGGCCAGUGACAACCCAAACACUUGACCGCAAAAGCUGUCAAGUAAAUGUUUCGGCUUUACUUGAGAAUGCAGAUCGAAUGCGUCUCAAUCCAUAUGAAACAGAAUUUGACAAUCAAGUGGGGCCUUUCAUGGUCAAUUAUGAUUCCAAGGAUUCUACAGGUGAAUAUGACUCCGAAAUGUUAGUACAAGGAUCUGACCUGCUAAGAUCAGCAAAGAUCAAAACCAGUAUUUCAAGAGAUGUUCCAUUGCAUCAUUCCACAAAGAACCUGACCAGUGUUGAAAGGGAAAUCAACAUACAUGGUGGAACAUAUACAGAUCCAAAAAUAGAUGUUGGUAUUAAUGCACCAGAUUCAAAUCUUACACUGUCAAAUACCCAAGGAUCUCCUGUGAUGCACCUCACAAAAGGACAUUUUAAAGGCCCGAAAGCAGUGCUUAAUUCUUCUGAUAUGGAUAUGGAUGUUCCAUCGGUUAAUGCCAAGAAGCCAAAAUUUAAACUGCCAAAGUUUAGCCUCUCUGGAAACAAGAAUACAGACAUCAGUUAUGAUGGAAGUAUGAAGGGGUCAAAACUGGCAUACCCUGAAGUAGCUGCAGGUUUUAAUGGUUCUGAUAUUCAAAUUGAUGGACCAAAGGCUGAUUUCAAAGGUCUAAAAACAGACCUUCCAGACAUGGAAAUGUCAUCUGGAAAACUGAAAACGCCCACCUUCAGCAUGCCUAAUUUUGACCUGUCAGGACCCAAAAUAAAAACACCUGACUAUGAUCUGUCCACUCCCAAAUUUAAAACAGACUUUGAUUCACCAGACAUCAACAUCAGAGGUCAUAAGCCAGAUAUCACAGGACCUGACAUGGAUGUUGAUAUUCCUGCAGGUACAUUUAAAGGACCAAAUUUCAAGAAACCCAAUCUGACUCUGCCUCAAACUGAUGUGAAAGGCCCAAACCUAGAUAUCAAAUCACCUGAUAUUGAUGUUAAUGGUCCAUCAGGUAAAUUAAAUAUGCCAGAGUUGAAGAUGCCCAGUUUUGGCGUGUCAGGUUUAAAGGGGCCACAUAUGAAUAUGGAUGCUGACAUUGAUAAGCCAGACCUCAAUCUGAGUGCAUCAACUCCCAAGCUAAAUGCAGGGAUAAACAGUCCUGAUAUUGAUAUUCAUGGACCUAAUGUUGAUCUCAAAGGUCCGAAAACAGAUCUUACGCUUCCUGACAUGAACAUGCCAUCUGGUAAAAUGAAAGUUCCCACUUUCAAAAUGCCUGAUUUUGGUCUCUCAGGACCCAAAAUAAAGACUCCCGAAUAUGAUCUAAAAACCCCUGAAAUGGAUCUGUCAGCUCCAAAAUUUAAGGCAGACUUUGAUUCGCCAGAUAUCACAACCCCAGACUUGAAUGUUGAUAUCCCUAAAGGGAAAAUGAAAGGACUAAAUUUCAAGAAACCCCAUCUUGAUGUGAAUGCACCUGACCUUGACAUAAAUGCCCCAUCAGGUAAACUGAAGCUGCCAAAAUUUGGUAUCUCUGGUAGUAAGCCAAAAGGCCCAGAUCUUAAAUAUCAUAGACAAAAGCCCCCUGAUACCCCAACAUGGAUCCUGAAUAUUCCUCAAACUGAUCUUAAAAGGCCCGAACCUAGCCAAAAGUGA